CUCCGUCAGAGUGCUUUAGACGUCGCGCGAACGUGAGCUUUCGUCUCGGUUGAAGAAUUUGACAAUUUUUUUUGUACACACAAUCAGUAAUUAAUUUUCCCGAGGGAACAAAAAGUUCUUUCCCACAUCAUAAAAAUCAAAGUCCCAUAAUUCGCCGUUAUUUCGAUGUUUUUUUGUGCUUUAGUGGUGCGCCGAACAAACAAUUGAUUUGAAAUAUCAUAAAAAAAAAAAUCUCGAGGAUGGAGAUGGUGGAGACAAUAUCAUCGCUGGUGUCUCUGCACUGCUGGUCUUUUUUGCACAGAAAAUCCUCAUCUGGAGUGUAAAAAUGAGGGGUGCAGCAGUAUUAUGACCACUGGUCUUUCAAUGUUUCAGCACUCUGGCCACACUUGUGGAUGAGGCCGAGCCACCUUGGACCGGUGAGUGAUGUCUGAGAGCGACGGAGAGCAGGCGGCUAGGUCUAUGGCCUUGGAGCAGGCUUACGUCCACGAGGUUUAUGAACAAUGCGCCGAGAAGACCGCACAGAGCAAACAUUGGCCACGUAUCUAUAAAUUUCUUGAGGAACUCGAACCUGGGGCGCUUGUCUGUGACAUUGGCUGCGGAAAUGGAAAGUACCUCAGUGUCAACAACAACAUCUUCAAAAUCGGUGGUGACAGAUGCAAGCGUUUAACCGACAUAGCCAGGGAGAAGGAGAACGAGGUCCUAAUAUGCGACAAUCUCUCGUUGCCAUUCCGCGACGAGAGUUUCGAUGCAGUUCUCUCAAUAGCUGUUGUCCACCACUUUGCAACGACAGAGAGACGUGUAAAUGCCCUCAAAGAGCUCGCUCGAGUGCUGAGAAUUGGUGGCAAACUCGUGAUAUCAGUAUGGGCAAUGGAGCAGCGUCACAGAAAAUUCGAAUCCCAGGAUGUCCUGGUGCCGUGGCCUAAAGCCUAUUGCCUGAACUCCUCCUGCCACUGUGGAGUAUCUGGUGUGCCCUGUUCCAACCAGUCACGCAGGGAUAAUUCACCCAAGUGUGUGCUGCGAUCGAACAAAAAAUCAACCGAUCGACAGAAAUGUAGGAGUAGAAGUUAUUGGAUUGAUCCACUAUUCAGUCCCUCACCAUCCACUAGCAGUUUAUCCAGCCCCAAUGAAACGUGUUACAGCUUCUUACGUCGUGCUCUUCAGAAAUUGGCCGGAGGUAAACGAGGUUCGGGCAGCCGACCCUGGUUUCUAGAGGGUUUCCAAAAUGGAAGCUGUAAAAAUCGUCAUCACAUUUUCGAGUCCGACGAGUGUGCAGACGCCGACGACAUUCCCAUCGAAUUACGUCGUCUCGAAGACGAUGAUCCCACAAUCACUAAACCAACAGAUACUCUGAGCAUGAAGUCAAAGAGCCUAGGCGAUAUCCUCGAGACUCAGCGCCUUGACCUCGUGCGAUCGCGAUCCAGUAUUCCAGGAUUAUGCUCGACAGUGACACUAGAACUAAAUGUAGAGGAACAGUCAGAAAUCCCACCACUUGCCCCGUACAAGCCACGCUUAGUCAAACAAAAGACCCAUCUGGUGGACGAUACCUGUCUGGAAGUCCCUGAGAACACUGCCAUACAAGAACUUGUCAAGGAUCUUCCAGAAUUACCAUCGAAUCAACCCUCAACACUAUCCAUUAAGCGCCCGAACGUCCACAAACAAAGUUCAAUGAACGAGGAAUUGAUGUCUAUGGAACGACUGAUGGAGCGUGAACGUGUACGUGGUAACAUAAUGAAACAAGCAUCACUGAACGAAGAAAUAAUUUGCAAGCAUCCAACGCUCGAACACCUCCGUGACUCUCUGUCAUCAACUACAGCAAGUCGACGAUUUCAACUCCUGAAAAGUGGCCUUACGAGUCGUCUGAAGCAGUCAACAACGAGCAUGGAGAAGGUGACAACCCUGUCCAUAAAAAAUGGCUUUGUAAAAAUGCUGCAGAGCUGGAAAUCAUCAGAGUCAAAUCCCGAAGAGUCCGAGACGAACGCAGAAGCUAUGAAGAAUAAAUUGAUCGAGAAAAAUGUCCAGGCUGCUCCCAGCGUAAAAAAAGAAUCCGACACAAUCGAGAGGCGACUCUCGAAGGAAGAUGGCUCUGAUUCGUCAAAAGACAGUAGUUUGCAAAGCGACACGAGUGUUGAUUCAGAAGACAGCUGUGCCUCUGUUAUAUACGUGCCAAAGCAGGAGGCACCACCCCUCAUUGAUGUCAUGGGAGCAACUCCCAGCGGUUACCAGUUGAGAGCAACAUCAGCUCCACCAUCACCCAGAGUGAAGCAUCCUCCAGAACUCCACGUUCCCCGGUUCAAGCUCAUUUCGAGGUCUCCUCUAUUGAAACAAUUUCCAGCAACGAGUAAGUCCUUACCUCCACCGAGUCCCCCAGGAUUAUCACCGAGGACCGUGAAUUCUGCCAACGCAAGACCAUUUUUUGGAUCGAAUUAUCAAAAUAAUCCGAUUUCGUGCAGCUUCGAUAAGGUCUCUAUAAACAAACCUGAAUCUUCUCAAGCAUCUGGCGACGUCAAGAGUGAGAGUACCUCGGUUCUUCCCAGUUUUGAUAAAUUUUUAACAAGAGAUAAACAUUGCCCUACAGUUAUUAUUGAAAAAGUGGAUGCAACCGGAGGUGAAAAGCUUCCAAAAAUCAAGUGGAAUGAAGGUGAAACUCUCGAGCAAGAAAUGCCUGCUAUUGAAACAUCGAAGAUAAAAACUAAAAAGAAGACAGAAGCACCAAAGAUACAGGCUAAGGAGGACGAAGCUGUUCCAAGCAAAACACCGAGUCUCUGUGUGCUUGGAGGCUAUCGAUCAAUGUCCACGACGGUCGAUGAGGAUGAUCCUACUACCAUCGGGGACUCAAUGCCCCUCUUAACGGACACCGAAGAGGCACCUGAACACUCUAGCAACGAAUCCAUCAACGACGAUGACAGUAGAAAGUUCAGGUUGAAUCAGAUCAAGGAGUUACUCAGGCAGAAACCUGGAUUUGCUACUAGAUGUGCGAAACCGGCGUUUCCUCUGGUGAGACGUGCAUCAACUGCUACAUCUGGAAGGCUAGAGUCUGUCGCACGAACAUUGCCUAGGUUACUGUCACUCGAGUUAUUCAAUCCGGAGACUGAUGAUCUUGAUAGCGAUUCCAGUGGGGCUUCUUCACCGGAAUCAGCGGGAUCGGUUAUUAGUGUCAUUUCUGAUGAGAGAUUCAUUCUUAAAAAUGAAUUAUUAAAGGCGAAGGAAUCUGAGAUUUCAAAGGACUCGACAACCUCCACGUCAGAACCCUCGCCCCCCACCGAGGAGACGACGAGCCCUCUCAUAGCGGAAAUCUCCUCAUCAUCUCAAUCCCUGCGUCUUCUCGAAGCCGCUGCCAACGUGGCGAAUUCCCUGGAGGAUGCAGUUGUUCGAGUGAUCGGUUUACACUCCGAGGACUCUCGCGCGGCCGACAGCCCCUCCACCCAGAAAUCCCUUACUCAGACAAAAGUCGGGCAUGUGAGGAACCAUCUCCAAGAAACUGGAAAACUGUCCCCCGAGGAUAGCACGUGGAACGAGGAGUGCAGAAGGCACCUGAUCGAUUUUACCGGGAAAUUAUCGGAGAACCUUAUCCACGACAUUGAUCAGUACUGUCAGAAGACACGUCUAGAAUUCAACAACGAUUUGGAUGCGAAGAAAGCCACUAAUAUGGAUGUAACAAGGAGAAGUUCAGACACAAACGCCUACACCUCAGUCCUCUCUACUCCCACGUAUAGGAAGGACUCAUCUUCAAAAUUAUCCAGUCUGACGAAUAGCAAGUACAGCGAGCUGGUGGACAACACGAUAGCUUGGUUGAAAGGUUCAACAGGUGACACAGACUUCUCUGAAUAUGACAAUAAGUUGAGUCCCAUUCACUCGACCCCAACAAAAAUUCCGGAGUCACAUUCCCUGUGUCGAAGCACCUCCGAAGAGACCAUGGACUUCGUGAUGGUGUCGAAUACAGGUGAAGUCGAAGAGCCUACGACUAGUACGAACAAUGUCUUCGGCAGCUCUGGAACAGCACAAUCUGGGGAGCAAUGCAAGGGGGAUAAGUCUUACAUGAGGUUUGGGGGAUCUGUUGAGUCCAGUGACAUUGGGGAUUCGAUCGAGAAUACAGUAAGUCUGAGCGAUGACUCAACCGCCACCCGGAGAUUUUGUUGUGGUUCCACAACCUCACUGACAUCCAAUGUCGGUUACAAGAGUCUGAAGGAAAGGAGAAAGUAUCAGUAUACCAAACGAUCGGCUUCGGAGGAGAUACCUGGUGAAAAGUACGAGUCAAUCAGGUCCACCAAUCUCUCUGGCUCAUCCUCUCAGGAGUCUCUGCCAUCUGAUCGUGGAGGUGGGGCUAUCACUUAUCACCAAUACUACCACGUCUUCAGAGAGGGGGAACUUGAUGCUCUUAUCAAUAAAUACGUUGAGAAUCUUCACAUUAUAUCUUCGUACUACGAUCAUGCUAGCUGGUGUAUUGUUGCUGAAAAAGUUCAAGUCUGGACUAUUUGACUCUUGGAUUCAAUUUGCCGAGUAUAUGAAUUUUUUUAUUCUGUAAAAAUAGAUCUCGUCAGGGACCGCGUGAGAAAUUCAAUGGUGAUGUGAUGCAAUGGGAUGGGUUGAGACAAUUUUUUCAGAGUUGAAUAUCGAUUUGUCGUAGUGAUAAUUUAGUCGGGGGCGAGACUCAAAGAAAAUGAUUUGGUGGAAAUUAUUUUCGCUAGUGUCACGCUCUCGGGAAUAUUCGCAUGGCAAGAAAAGUCUAGCCGAAUUUCCUCAUUUCCAAGAUGAGAGAAGAAUUCCAAAAAAUUCGAUUUUAACCCAUCGUAAUUCACCACUCGUCAUUUGAACGACCUGAGGUAUGAUGAUUCCCUAAGAAGUAUUGAUUAAGGGAUUAAUGUAAAUAUGUAUCAUAAACUAUUUCCCAAGUAAGCGCACAGACCAUUAGAUACUUUGUUUUAUCAAAAUACCUUCUGUAGCCUAGAGAUUAGUAUUUAUUUAUCUAAGACGCUUGACCAAAAACCAAAAUAAAUGAGAACAUGUAUAUUAGCACGAGGUACAUGAGGAUUACAACAGGAAGUUUCCCUCCAAUGAGCCAUAUCCACAUCAGAAUGCAUGAGACCUAUCUGUUUUUUUUUCUUUCUUAUUGGGAAUAUUUUAGAGAUAUUGUACCAUAUCCAGAUAAUAUUAUCCAAUGGAGAUAAGCAAAAAAGGCCUGAGCACUUCCUCUCUGUACAUACAAGGGUUGUUGGUAGUUUCGGUGAUGAUGAAAAUAUCUCCACAAUAUUAUCGAAAUGAUUCGACGUUCAAAGGGUGAAAAUAAUUGAUGAUAUUACGUCAGGGUAUAAUGAACUAACAAAUUUACGAAUUUGUAUCUUAAAUAUUAAGUUCUCCAGUGGUUUCUUUUUUCUCGGAUUUUGAGUAGGGCGAAGUCGGAUUAAAGUUACGAGUGAAUUCAAUGAAUACAAGAAUUUCUAAUUAAAAGAUUGUGAUAUUUUUAAGUCAAGUAGUUUUCUUAAUCGGCCCACGCAUUAACUUCACUUUUUUAUCGUUAUUUUUUAUUAAUCACUUUUCUUCAUUUUGAUAAAAUCCUUUUGUUAAUUCAGUUGUAAAAUUUCACAUGUUUUUACGCAAAAUGAUAAUUCAUGACGUUAUCAAAAUAAUCUAGAGGAAACUCUUCAGCAAUAAUUCAAUUAAUUUUCAUGAUUAAGUAAUUGAUUUCGAAUUGUAAUAAUGGUAAAUAAAUGUAUGAUAAAGGGAACCACCUUAAGCUAAAUUAGAAAUCUCAAUGAAAAAAAAAAAGCCAAUAGAAAUUUCGUACAAUCCAAAAUUAGUUUGUACACUAAUUAAAAGAGCAGUAAAAAUAAAUAAAAUAUUGAAUAACGAGAGCUGAGAAAAAGAGAGAAGAAAAAUAAGACGAUUAAAUUAAACCAAAAAUAAUGUCAAGACUUCGUAGAAAUUUUCUAUGAGUAGACAAGAAUAUAAAAAGAACUAAAUUCAAAAGCGUGUUUACCAAAAAUCUAAAGGAAAAAACUACAAAAAAAUAUAUAUACAUAAAAUAAAUUUUAGAAAAAUGCGAAUCCAUCCCUAGCGAAAUACUCUGAUCUUAGGAAUCGAACCCAUGUAAUAAAACAUAUAAAUAAUUCAGUAUUGGGAAUGAAAUGAAAAAUGUUUAAAAAGCUCAAUGUUGUAACGACGCUCGGAAGAGGAAAAAAACAACUGCUACUAUUGCAUUAUUAGAUCGUAACAAAAAUGAUUGAAGCGAAAGCGACAAUGAAAAAUUACUUUAAAAAAAAAAACAUAAUUAUUCUAGCCCCGGCGCCUGCAAUUCAUUCUUACCAAGUAAUCUAAUUAUAAGAGGAAUAAUCCAAGUAAGGAAUAACACUGAGUUUGACGAAAAGUCAUGGCGUGAAGCUCGUUUAAGUCAAUUGUCAGGAAGAUCGAGCAUUAGCAACAUUUUUCUGACAAAUAUACUUGGACCACUUGGCUUCAUAAAUUAACAAAGAUGAUUCUUAAGUAAAGGAGAAAUCUGUUUAAAGAUACUGACAAUAUGUACACUUAUGUGAUUAAUCGAGAGGUCCCACGAAAUUUUGUAAGAUACGAAAAAAACGCGUUUCCCAGUUGUUUAGUGCUUGAAGAACAUAAGGUAAAUAAAAAUAUUUAAACAAA
This is a messenger RNA of Diachasmimorpha longicaudata, 6630 nucleotides long. RefSeq names its product fire dancer (gene Fid). Gene Ontology annotation, biological process: tRNA methylation; tRNA wobble uridine modification. The coding region runs from base 424 to 4476 and encodes 1350 amino acids. The record is from RefSeq and is a predicted model, not a curated record. Gene Ontology annotation, molecular function: tRNA binding; S-adenosylmethionine-dependent methyltransferase activity; tRNA (5-carboxymethyluridine(34)-5-O)-methyltransferase activity. The transcript is spliced from 6 exons. Lineage: Eukaryota; Metazoa; Arthropoda; Insecta; Hymenoptera; Braconidae. Gene Ontology annotation, cellular component: nucleus; cytoplasm.